UCUCACCUCUUUUAAAGGACCAAUGGAGGUUCAUCCCAAAGAUCAAUAUAAUCCUCCGUCAUCCCUGUUCGUAUUGCAGCAACUAGUAGAACCAAAUCGACGUGUUUCUAAAGAGAAAUUACCACGAAAGACACUUCGUUGUCUUUCUUUUUUGAAUCCCUACAAAAUGGAAGAGUCACUUUUCAACGUGAAGGCCGGCUUCGCGGAGGGGAUCCUCCGAGGCCUCAAAUGCGGUUUCCUCACCAUGGAUGAUUACCGAAAAUUUAUGACGAGAUUCUUGUUAAAAACGUGAACCGUUAUUUUGAUAAGAUUAUAUAUCAGAUUUUGCUUCACAUUUAGUUACAGCUGCUACUGCUAAAUCGUGAGUAGAUUAUUAUUGAACGCUUCUUCUUUUCCUCCCUCCACAAGAUAAAUAGCUCCUCACAUCAGUCCCACCUCGACAUCGGCAUCGGUUCAUAUCCCUAGGCGCCUGCGAAUCUCUCGAAGAUGUACGAACGGCUUUGGACGACACUGAUUAUUCUGGCUUUUUGCAGGAUGAGCCUUCGCCUUUGGAGAUUUCCACCAUCAUCGCGAAGGCAAAGCAGAAAUUGGCGGAUGAGUUCAACUACAUCAAGUAUCAGGCGACUGAUCCCCAGCUGGUCGAAUUCAUGACUUUCGUGCAGAAAGAAAAGAUGUUAUGGCUCAUGAGCAAUUUUUUUUUUGAAUUAGAAGGUAGUCGAAGCGGUCGAUUAGGUAAAGUAGUUGUCGUUGUAAACGACUGGUGAGGUACAGGAGGUACUAUCAUUCGAUUUAAACAUAUUCAAGGAUCCUAAUGAGCAUGGAGGCCAUUAGAUUUUGAAAUAAACGCAGCUGUUUUGAUAUAUUAUCUACACAGUAAGGCCAAUAACGGGUUUCGAGUUGCUCGAGUUGCCACGAGUUGCUCGAGUUGCCGAAGCGAAGCGCUUCACUGCUGGAACGAGUUGCCACGAGUUGCCGGGAGGUGUCCGCUCCAUCGAAAUGGAGCGAAGCAGGGCGGUGCGAGCACAAACCCAGCCGGUCGAAGGGGCGAAGCGUAAGGGCGUGCUGCGUUUGUUGUUGCUCAUGAAAGGGGCAAUCGGGUGCGAGUGCCCCCUGGGCCCUUAUGACUUUUUUUUUGUAGCUUGCCAGCGGGCGUUUAUUAAAGCGCAACCAAGGGGGCGAAAGACUCUGCCCGUUGUUGUUUUUGUUUGAUGUCAGUGUCGCUGUGGCGUGUGGUGUCGUCUGGUCGGUGGCGAUCUCUCCCAUUUUUCUUCGGAUGUAUUCCCAAUAAAUCUACUUCGGGGGUGCGAGCGAGUAGCCCCCGUCUGCUUUAUAGGGCGGCGCGUCUAGCCUUGCUUGGGGGUGAGUAGACUAGAGAAAGCACCAGCUGGGAGUGGAAGCUGGAAGUGGAUGAUCACACUAGAUUCGCGAGUGAUUAGAUGUUGACCAAGCAAGUGGCUGAGAUGAAUCUUGAGCCCGAGACGGUUACUCGCUCCUGUCUCAAGGGUGCACUCCGAAGAAAAUCAAGGAUCAGAGACACGGCGCGCAGUGUCGUACGCUCCUGCUAAGGUUUCGCGGAGUCUCAUAAAGCUGCGCCCGAAGGGCGCCGCGCAAAAAAUUAGGGUGGGCAACUCGAGCAACUCGAGCAACCCGAGCAACUCGACCCGAUACGGGUCAAAAAGUGCCUUACUCUAUAAUAUAUCUACAUCUACAAUGUGCUUUUCAUAUUCAUUGUUUGUAUUUUCUACUUGGGUUGGCUCCACCUUCUAUUAUUCAACAAUAUUGUGGUCAUCAACCUUUCUAAGAACAAUCGACAACGUUGUCAAUCUGCUGCAAGGCGCAUUGAAUGGAAAGCCAGCAGUGGAACUUUUGGCUAAGGCGGAUCCAUUGGGUAAGGCUACUUCUACAAGUAUAUCUGAGCCAAUGCCAAUCUAGUACAAACACAUCUUUUGCUCUUCAUCUAGUAGACCUAUCUCAUGAAAGAAUUAUCUCACGACCAGCACUCUCACAUCUCACUCACCACCAUCCUACCAGGUUACUUCGAAGAGAUGCGAACGAUUCCGAGUCUUGAUUUGACUCAGGGAUACGAAGACCUGUAUCAGACGAUUUUGAUCGACACGCCAGUUGGUCCUUACUUCGAGGAAGUUCUGAAGACACUCAGUGAAGACGGAAAGCCUUUGGGAAGAGACGUAUUUUUUGUUGAAGAUGAUUUUGGAUCUUUUGCUGUUGACCAUGAUAAGCAAGCGGUUGCGCCUUUUCUUUUUUACGAGAUUAUCUCACGUAAUAUCCAGGAUAUGACAACGAGCAAGAUCAUGGGCGAGACUCUCUAGUAUAAACAUGUUACCAACAUCAACAACUCACCUACACCACAGUCUGACGUCGGUUCCAUUCUCACGGAGCAAGACUUGGAAUUGCUCAAGAACUUGCUGAAGAAGGCGUGGCUCGAAGAGUUUUAUCAGUUCAUCGUCUCCGUUGGCGGCAUGACCUCAGAGAUCAUGGGACAUAUUUUGUUAUGGCCUGCAACUUUAAUGAACAUCAUCUAAAAAUGACGUCAGAGACCACGAGUAUUCUACUCAUCUGCAUAUUAACCACCGUUGUUUUUACCCUACCUCCUCAACAUUCUCCUACAGUCCUACAACAGUCCUAAGUACCUACUUACUUACUCAUUCUAAUCUCCCGAAGUGAGGCCGACUUUCGUGUCCUUAACAUCACGUUGAACUCGCUUAACACGUCUCUCGGCAGCCAACAGAAAAUCGCUGACCGCAAUAGCCUGUACCCGAACUUUGGCUACCUUUACCCGGAAGGCACUGAAAAAUUGUGCAAGAGCUGGAACCAGACCACAGUGCGAGCAGCUUUGUUAAGGCACUGAAUAAAUUAGUGGUUCUAAUUUUUGAGUCACUCAGCUUUGUUUGUUGACCACUUCGACUUCACUUGACUUAAUCGGCCGAUCACUUGAUGUAGUUUGUUCACCAAUGCUUUGAGAUGGUUUUUCCAUCGAGGAGUUCUCGAUGACCAAUUAAGAACUUUUACUAGGGCAUCUUGUUGUUCAAACAAGAACAACCAGCUCUAAUCUCAGAACCGUACAACCAAUACCGAGAUUUGUAUGACAGCGUAAAGAUGUACUACGACAAGGAGGCACGAGCGGCCAUGGCUGCUGCAGGAGGCGGUGCUGGAGGACGCAAGACCGCAAACAUCUUAUGGAUAGUAACAAGAGGAAUUUUGUAAAUGCGGAUGUGCAUUAUCUUUAUCAUGUAGUACUAGUUGUAGAUGUAGUAGACUUCAUGCAACUAAAGUGGAACAGCCUUGUUCUGGUAUAGCUAUAGUUUCAACAAACCAAGUUCUCGUUCUAGCGCUGUCUGCUCUUCAUAUCAUUUAUACGAACACGGAAGACUCUCUCUUCAACAUUGAAGUAGUUCUUCCCCUGAUAAAAGCCUGACUGUUCUACUUUCUCCCACACCUCCCCGAGUCCUCCUCUCCCAACAACCGUCGCCCCUUCAUCUGCGAAAUCUAUGGAGGACAUGCUCUUUUCCGAGACCGCAAAAUUGUAUGAAUUGUCCUUCGACCAGCAAUUCCACUACGGCACUUUCUACGCCUACGCCAAGCUGAAGGAACAGGAGGUGCGUAACUUGGGUUGGAUUUGCAACAUGAUCGUGAUGGGCAAGCGCGAAUACGCUGACGACAUCAUCCCCAUCUUUGCGCCGAGGGUGUAAGAAGCUGGUGCGCGGCGUGAGGUGGGUGAAUAGAUUUCUAUUUGGUAGAUUUAAUGUCUUAGGUUGGUAGAUGAUGUCUACUUAGGGCAAGUAAUAUUUUUCUUCCAACGGUAAGCGUUAGAAGUUUCUGUCAUGUGACGACAGCGGAAUUGAUUUUGGGGUGAUUUCUAAUAUUAAAGACGAUUUAGUUCUUGAAAGCAGUGGUCGAGUUGUUCGACUUCUACUAGUUGCUGCAGGUUGUAUUGUACAACUACAAGAAUUGUGUGGAGAACUAGAGCAACUACGAUAGCAAUACGAUCGUGGAACAAAUAGAGGGGAAGAGUUAGGGUGGAGUCGCUCGCGUUAUUUUUACGUGAACUAGUGGUUCCGCACGCUUCUCUUUCCUUGAUGACAAGAUUUUUUAUGUUGCUAACGCUAACGCUAUCCUCGGAAGCUUCGUAUUGUCUUUCAUGUGGUCUUAAAAAGUUGUGUUUUCACCAUGUUGAUGAUCUUUUUCAAUUAAUCUUGUUCGGAAUCAACAUUCUUCAUCAAUCUCGACGUAAAUUUUUCUUCUCAGUAGCAGUACUUACAACUUCAAAUAGCCAGUUUACCUCUACUUUUUAUGAUUCGUUUUUACCUCUCACAGUCAACAUUUCAUCGAGUUAAAGGUAGACACCAGAAGAAAAAUCUUCUGUGAGGUAGCACCAGUAGCGGAGAGAAAGACUCAGUAGCAAAAGAAACGUUCAGACAUCAUCUGCUGCUCAAGACAGUAGCGCAAACUUGAGAAUUUCACCUUGGAUUCUUAGCCAUAUUUCAAGCUCGAGCCCCUAUGCGAUCGCAAUUGAUAAUCGAAGGUCG
This is a messenger RNA of Amoebophrya sp. A25, 4544 nucleotides long. The record is from the annotation of a GenBank genome assembly. Lineage: Eukaryota; Dinophyceae; Syndiniales; Amoebophryaceae.